Messenger RNA from Parasteatoda tepidariorum (common house spider), 960 nucleotides. The record is from RefSeq and is a predicted model, not a curated record. Lineage: Eukaryota; Metazoa; Arthropoda; Arachnida; Araneae; Theridiidae.
AUGGCCCUACAUCAUACGACAUUGAACAUAAGGGUUGUUGACUCUUUUAACUUUUUGCCAAUGUCUCUAUCAAAAUUCCCAAAAACCUUUGGUAUAACCGAGCUUGCAAAGGGCUUUUUUCCCCACCUUUUUAAUACCCCAGAAAAUCAAGAUUAUUUAGGACCGCUCCCGGAUGCCAAAUAUUAUAGUCCAGAUAGCAUGUCACUUCAAGGUAGGAAAGAAUUUUACACUUGGUACGAGACAAGAAAGCAAGCUCCUUUUGAUUUUAAGAAAGAAAUGUUAGAGUAUUGCAGAUCUGAUGUUGACAUCCUACGCCGAUGUUGUAUAGAGUUUAGGGAACAGUUUCUCCAAAUUACUAAAGUGGACCCUUUCACAUACACGACCAUAGCGUCAUCCUGUAUGGCGACUUACCGCUCUCUUCACAUCCCUUCCAACACUGUCGGAAUGGUUCCAAGCCAUGGAUAUUUAAACAACACUCUUUUCAGCCAAGAUUCUAUACGUUGGUUAGAUUUUAUAGCUCACAAGAAUCAGAUAGUUAUAGCGCAUGGGAUGAACGGGUUAGGAGAAAAAAAAGUGGCGGGAGUGUCUGUUGAUGGUUUCUGUGUGCAAACAAAUACUGUUUUUCAGUAUCAAGGUUGUUUUUUUCAUGGAUGUUGUAAAUGUUAUUCUCCUGACACCUUCAAUCCUUUAAAGGGGGUAACAAUGGGAGCUUUAUACGACAAGACAAAUAGGAUUUUGCAUCAGAUUACUUCACAGAGAUAUAACGUUGAAGUCAUGUGGGAGCAUGAAUUUCAGGAUAUGAAGAAAAAGAAUUCCGACCUGAAUGAAUUUCUCNAGAUAUGUAUUUGCCAACACCAGAAGUGGCAGCAGUGCAAUACAAAUGUGCCGAUGAGUUCGUCUCCCAAGAUUCAAAUACCAACGUCUUUUUGGCUGCGUUUACAACAUCAUACGCCCGAUUGA